This is a messenger RNA of Dermacentor andersoni, 849 nucleotides long. RefSeq lists its product as uncharacterized. The record is from RefSeq and is a predicted model, not a curated record. Lineage: Eukaryota; Metazoa; Arthropoda; Arachnida; Ixodida; Ixodidae.
ACGGACAUAGUGCAGCACAUGGGGAGCGCUUCGGGCAAGGCGUUCCUAUUGGCGGUCGAGAGGAGCGUUUUGCGAAGCAGCCGACUUCAGCCGAACGCCGUGGCAAGGGGCUUGGUCCAGAAAGUCGUCGAUAUGAACGCGCACGGCAUCGCGCUCUCGGACAGUCUUAUUUCGGAAGCCGACACCAGGGCCGUCGCUCAAGAUGCCAAGAUUCUCUCAGAGGAAAUUCAGCCGUAUCACGGUCUCAUCAGAUACGACACGUUCCUCGGAAACCGUUCUGCAUUGAGAACAUUGAUGCUAGACGUUAUAAGUAAGCCGUCGAUGACCUUCGUGUACCGAGUGUCGGGGAUCAGCCGUACAUUUACGCACCUGUACUUCGACAACUUCUACUCAACGAAACUGAACGAGAGGAACUUGCUUUGCGCACUGCCCCCAGCAUACAUCCAGUGUCUACAGUACUCAAUAAUGACAAGACAUUACGACACUGGAGACCACGUCUCAGAGGACGUCUUCUUCGAAGUGGAAUCUACUUUCACUGCUAAGGUGCGCUUGAUUCUGCAGCAGCUCACACGGGCCGGAACGUCACCUGUAGCAUUCAUUCUCGAACGUUACGACAAGGAAGCACAACAAGCGUUAACAUACUACAACCCGAAUCUAAGUGCUGACGUGGCAUGUGCUGCCACGCCAUUCGGCUUCACGUCUGGAGUGAAAGCCGAACUUGCGAACUUGUGAUACGGGCCCGGCGGGUCGCCAUCGCGUGGCUUGAAGAUAAUCUCGCUCGAGCGUUCGUUGUUCUUUGAUUUAUUUAUUUUAUAGUUGUUUUAUAUAUAAUAAAUGAGUACGGCGUCA